This is a messenger RNA of Guillardia theta CCMP2712, 2304 nucleotides long. RefSeq lists its product as hypothetical. The record is from RefSeq and is a predicted model, not a curated record. The transcript is spliced from 9 exons. The coding region runs from base 1 to 2304 and encodes 767 amino acids. Lineage: Eukaryota; Cryptophyceae; Pyrenomonadales; Geminigeraceae.
AUGCGGCGCGGCCAACCCCUCCUCCUCCUCCUCCUCCUCCAGCUCCUCCUCCUCCUCCUCCUCCUUCCUGCUGCACUUUCAGCCAAGUACGGCGAGAUCUGUUAUUCUCCAGAGGACUGUAAUACCAAAGAGGCUCCAAUCUGUCAGUUUGUCUUCGCGGACAAAACGUACAUGUACAACAAGGCUAAUUCACAAUGGAACAAGCCAGCUGAAGACACAAAGCCUCGCCUCGUCGGCUUGUGUGUUGAGUGCAUCAGUGACUGUGAUUGUGCUCUUGACAAGUAUUGUGGAGUGGACGAGAAUCACCCAGUUGUAAUGCCAUCGAACUUGACGUCUCAGAAUACAGGCUCGGGGCUGACAAACAAGAUAAAGUUGCUGCUGGAGGCGUAUGUACGACAUUUCUCGAAGCUUCCCUUGCGCUCUAAGUGCAAGAAGUACGAGCUUCCUACCACGUGCUCCUCAAACAAGCCCCCCGGCGCAUACGCAGAGUCAGUCUUGACGCAUGUGCUGAUUGAAGACGAAAGACAGUCGACCUCAAACAUCGAGUACUCAACUUUUUUCCAGACGCGAGUACCCUGGGGGACGCCCAAACGAGCUGAGAGUAAGCGAGGAGAGAGUUUCUGCGGCAAAGUCAACUCCUGGGCCCCUGCCUUCUUCCCGGUCAUCGACUUGAACCCGGCCGGUUCAAAACCCAUGCAGUUGGCAAUCAAGUGGAAUCAUCAGUCCGACACCGUCUCGACAAAGGGAUACUACAACACCCCCGCCACAUGCACUCCGUUUGUAAUCUUGCUAGACCCAAAGAAAACAGUGUGUACUUCUUGUGAGUAUAAACAAGACUGUCUUGAGAGAACGGACGACUUCUGCUGCGCCAGCGCUUCUUCUUACAGUCCCACCACGAGAACAUGCUACAUGUACAGAGAUUGCGAGGACGCAUGUCAACCUCAUCAACCAUCAGUCAGCGGAUGGAUCUACAGCUACAUGUGCGAGUCCAUGUCCAUGACAGCAGAACAAUCAAUUUUUUGCGCGUGCUACCAGACAUGCUUGACCUGCGUCACAAACCAUGGAGGAUGUGCUGCGAGCAAUGGAAUAUGCGCUCCUUGUCCGCAAUAUGGAGGGAAUCCUACGGGUUCAAGCGCCACCUGUCGGUCGAUGUCAGUGACGUCAUCGACGACCUAUUACAGCUAUCAGUCACAAAGGCAACCCCUGGACUUUCAGUCCAUCAGAUACAUGCAGUGCCUGGUGGACGCGGCUCGCAACUCCUGCACCACAGACGGCCCCUGCCCGGACUCCCUCUACGAGAUUCACAUCUCCGGCGAGUGCUCGCAAGGGGAUUUUCACUUUGACAACGGAUACUUCAUGUUCUCCUUUGAGUCGCCAGCCAUCGACUUCGAAGGCGACUGUAGGAACGGAGAGUGUCGCAUCUGCAGGCAAGUGUCUUCCGCUGUCAUCAUCGUCCUCGCACUUGGCGCAGCUCUCGGCCUCUUGUUGUCUAAGAUCAGAUGGUCCUGCAAGCCAGCAGCCCUCUGGCCCAAGUGGAAACUCCCAGCAUGGAGGCCCUUCCGCACGUGGAAAGUAGCUGGCAAGCCGGAGGAGGUUAACGCCUCCCAGCGGCAGGGUGCUGCAGCCUCCCGCGACAAGGUGGAGCACUGGGGAUGGAGAGCAGUGAUUCCGGGGCAGGUGGGGCCGGCAGCGCGGGGAUCGAGACUCAACAUAGCCGACGAACACAGCAGCUCGGUUGACCCGACAAGCCGGAGGGAGAGGACGGAAAAUGGACGAGCUGAAAGGGGGAGGAUGUGGAGGGAGGAAGAGAAGGAGACGAGGAGGAGGGAGGGGGAGGAUGAUGGAGACAAGAGACGCCGUUCUAGUCGGGAGCCAAGGUCGAGCUCCACCGCUCAGAGCCUCGAAAGGACCCAGUCAAUUAGAGACGAGAAGGAACAGGACCACAAGAGGAGGCAACAUGCCCAUGGCGAUGAGCGCGCAGCAAGCCCGCGGCCUGAGUAUCCUGGCAGGAGGACGAGCAGUCAUGAGGUCGAGCAGACCAACUCUGAUCGCCGGGCGAGUCGCAAGGAGCGAAGUCAAGACUCCGAGUCCCAGGUCGAUCGCCGCGGACCCGUCCAGAGCCGCCGAGAGGGGGCGCCCAAGAGCUCCCGGCACAGCCGGCGGCACGCGAGCUCCACGUCGAGCGAGACCGACACGUCGGUGGAGCACGUGCAGCUUCCUGACAGCCCAGCACCUGCCCAGCUGCUUCAGCGAUCAGACCCGCGACCAAGAGACCGAGACAGCCAGCGAGGGGCGCGACACUAA